Molecule: messenger RNA, 2999 nt
Organism: Mercurialis annua (annual mercury)
Lineage: Eukaryota; Viridiplantae; Streptophyta; Magnoliopsida; Malpighiales; Euphorbiaceae
Product: probable CoA ligase CCL5
Exons: 5
Coding region: 207-1880 (557 amino acids)
Cellular component (GO): peroxisome
Molecular function (GO): CoA-ligase activity
Source: RefSeq, a predicted model, not a curated record
CUACAUUAAACUCAUCUAACGGCUACCAUGUGUCCAGGGGGAGGCAGUGACCCAGCAAAAUUUAAAGAUCUGACAAAGUCAAAUUAUUACAGUUCUAAGUUCUAACUAACAAAGGUCCACACAGUCUUCUUUCCUGCAAGGCAACUUCGACUCAAACUGCGAGAGACCAGAGAGCAGCCACCGUUAAUAUCACCGGAAAAGUUUUAAUGGCAAACACUACUAGCACCUCCGCCAUAGAUCCAAAAAGUGGCUUUUGCCGAUCAAAUUCAACGUUCUACAGCAAACGCAGACCUAUUCCUUUCCCUCCCAACCACUCCAUAGACAUUACUUCUUUCAUUUCCUCCCAGGCCCAUAAUGGCAAGACUGCCUUCAUCGACGCCACCACUGGCCGCCACCUCAGCUUCCCGGAGCUGUGGAAAGCCGUUGACUCUGUUGCUUCCUGUUUAUCUGACAUGGGAGUUCGAAAAGGCCACGUCAUCCUUCUCCUUUCUCCAAACUCUAUCUUCUUCCCUAUUGUUUGUCUCUCUGUUAUGUCUCUUGGCGCUAUAAUCACCACUACCAAUCCUCUCAACACUCCUCGUGAAAUCGCUAAACAAAUCGCUGACUCUAAGCCAAAACUCGCCUUCACUGUCCCACUGCUCGUCCCUAAACUCACUGAGUCCAACUCGAAUCUUCCAAUUAUCCUCAUAGACGACGAGGAUGAAUACAAACACAAACACUCCAGCAAAAACAAAACCAAAAUUCUUACGAGUUUAACAGAAAUGAUGAGGAAGGAACCGAGUGAUAGCCGAUUGAAAGAGCGAGUCAGCGUGGAUGACACCGCCACUCUACUCUACUCUUCCGGCACAACCGGAGAGAGCAAAGGCGUGGUUUCCUCUCACCGGAAUCUAAUUGCUAUGGUUCAGACAAUAGUCGGACGUUUCAACGAAGACAGAGAGCAUAGGUUCAUCUGUACCGUCCCUAUGUUUCACAUCUACGGUCUGUCAGCUUUCGCGGCGGGACUAUUAGCGUCAGGAUCAACGAUCAUAGUUCUCUCGAAGUUCGAGAUACAAGAAAUGUUAUCAUUGAUUGAGAGAUACCGUGCUACCGAUCUGCCGCUAGUCCCGCCUAUUCUGAUGGCGAUGAUCAACGGUGCUGAUCAAAUGAAGUCAAAGUAUGAUUUUAGUUCGUUGAAAACGGUUCUGUCUGGAGGGGCCCCACUUGGUAAGGAAGUGAUCGAGGGGUUUGCUGAGAAGUAUCCAACGGUUAGGAUUCUUCAGGGCUAUGGGCUGACUGAGUCGACGGGCAUUGGUGCUUCAACGGAUACGUUAGAUGAGAGUAGAAGGUAUGGUACGGCGGGGCUUUUGUCGCCGAGUAUGGAGGCGAAAAUUGUGGAACCGGAGAACGGAAAAGCUUUGACGGCUAACCAGACCGGUGAGCUUUGGCUAAGAGGCCCUUCCAUCAUGAAAGGGUACUUCAGUAAUGCUGAAGCUACAUCAUCGACUCUUGAUUCAGACGGUUGGCUAAGAACUGGAGAUCUAUGUUACAUUGAUGAUGAUGGCUUUAUUUUUGUAGUUGAUCGGUUGAAGGAACUUAUUAAAUACAAGGGAUAUCAGGUUCCCCCAGCAGAACUAGAGGCAUUGCUGCUUACUCAUGCAGAAAUUUCUGAUGCUGCUGUUAUACCGUUUCCUGACAAGGAAGCUGGGCAGGUUCCGGUCGCGUAUGUAGUAAGAAAGGCCGAAAGUAAUUUAACAGAGAGUGCCAUCAAAGAUUUCGUGGCAAGACAGGUGGCUCCAUAUAAGAGAAUCCGAAGGGUCACAUUUAUUGCUGCCAUACCAAAGAAUCCAUCCGGCAAGAUUCUAAGGAAAGAUUUGAUCAAGCUCGCAACCUCUAAACUUUGAAUGGUUUGAGCUUGCGACAACAUGUCUUUAGAAUAAUGAAGAACUAUCACGUCACUAUUUUCAUUUUCGUAGCUCUGCUAUCUACAUAUUCUGCAUCAUUUUUUUCAAGGCAAACCGCAUAUUUGGAUCCCUGGAUUUGUCUUCUUUUUGGCGUUCAAUCCCUGCAGUUCUAUAUGUCAAUAUUGAGUCUCUGCCCUUUUAAUUUUGUAGAUAUUAGGUCCCUCCAUCAGGAAAUAAAGUGCGUGUAAUUCAUGCGCCGUUAGUGCGACUGGGAUGAGUUUUUUUAUCCGUUUUCCUACUUUAACUUUCGUAAAAUGUACUCAUGCACUUUUAUUUUGGUUGACGUUAAGUCCUUUUUUGGUAUGAAUUGACACCUUUAACGCUUUUUGUGAUGGAGGGAUCCAAUGUCUAUAAAAUUAAAAGUGUUAAGACUCAAUGUUCACAAAUAGAAGUGCAUGAAUCCAAUGCCAAAAACAGAAUAAGUAUAGGGACCAACAUAUGCGUUAUUGCCUUUUUUUCAAUCGACAAAAGUGAAAAACUUGCAUUUUUAGAAUUUGCAACCUGGUUGCUCUGUAUGAUAAUCUUAUUGUCUGAACACUCAUUCUAAUUUACAAGCUAGAGUAUGGACUGAAUCACUCAGCAUCCAGCUCUACAAAACUGUGGAUGCACAAGCACCUUGACUAUGGCAACGAAAAAGAAUAAAGAACGGAAGAUGAAAUGCCUCAGCAAGUAUUCAUGGAGCUGAAGAAAGCAUUUUCAACUUCUGGAUAAGGAUUAUUCUUUAGCAGUGUGAAAAUGUAUUCCAAGAAUUCUUCCUCACACGGAACCUGCAGCGGCCCCUGAGCCCUAGUUCCGAACUCGUCUUCAGCCAUUUCAAGUAAGACUCUGAAAAUGGGAUGGUUCAAAUACUCUACAGGCACAACAAACCUCUUGCCUUCCUUGGUGUAAACAGCAAAAUGUCCUUUCUUUCUCUUGCUGAUCCAUUUAUGCACCAUUUGGCUUAGCAUUUUAUAAGAACUCUUCUUCAUGUACUAUAAUUUUAUGUUUGUGUUAAAGAUUUUAGCAGGCUCGAAGAAUUGAAUGAUUUGCAUUGAAAUGUAAAUGGUGGUGGUUUGUUGA